This is a messenger RNA of Macrosiphum euphorbiae (potato aphid), 999 nucleotides long. Lineage: Eukaryota; Metazoa; Arthropoda; Insecta; Hemiptera; Aphididae. The record is from the annotation of a GenBank genome assembly.
AUGGUGAAUAAGUGCAGUGUAACUGGUUGCAAAAGCCUGUAUUCGAAGGAAGACAAUGUCAAAGUUAGAUUACACAGGUUUCCUCUAUCGAAUCCAGAAACGCUACCCUUGUGGAUAGCUGCCACAGGUAGGGAAAAAGAUUGGAAACCUUGUAAAAGCAGUAGACUGUGUGGCAAUCAUUUUGAAAAUUCUGAAUACAUAAUUGGCCAUGGGAAAAAUGUUUUGAAGGCAACCUCGGUCCCAACGAUUGAAUAUCGUGUAGAUGUUUUGAGAUACAACAGAAGGAAGUCACUAAAUUGUUAUGAUAUGGAGCGAACAAAUAAACCUUUAAAAGACGAGCCAGUGGAGAGUAGUGAUACUAAUGUUGAAAUCGUCCAACUCGACUAUAAUGAUAUGUACAAUUUAAAGUACGAACAUCAAAAUAAGGGUGAAAAUUGUGAUCAAGGAGAAUCUUAUUAUAAAAAUGAAAAUGAAAAGUGUACAAAAAAAAAUGAUCAUCUUCAUGUUAUAAAGUUGGAGAAUGGUUAUAAUAACGGAGAUGAUGCUAGUCAUGACGAUGCCAUAAAGAACGAUUAUGAAGAUUUCAACUAUGAACUAAAAAAUGAUAUUUGUAACAGAGAAAACCAAUGUUACAUGUUUACAAGCAGUUUCAAGGAAGGCGUCGAACCUAUAGUUUUACCACCUCCAGAAGAACCAUUAAAUAUGAAUAUUGACCAAACAACAGCAGAUUUAAAUUUUAAGAAAAUUAUGGAUUUAAAAUUAAAAAAACAACUACGCACUAAAAAUAUUUAUUCAUUAUACUUCAAGGCUUUGAAAAAAAAAAGGUUUCGAAAACAAGAGAAGUAUAAAAAUUCUUUCAACAAUGAUGAUGCAGAUUCAUUUGCCGCAUUUAUAGGAGCUCAAAUGAAAGAUUUACGUCCAUAUAGAAAGGUGUAUUUAAGUGCAAAACACAAAAUUCAAAAAAUUCUUAUGAAAGCACAGCUUAAAAUAACAAAUUGA